CGCUGUAUUUAUUCACUCCGUGUGUCUCUUAGUAUAAUUAUAAAACAAUUCGUUCAAGUGUAGUAUUCAUUUCAAAAUCAUCCAACGUUCAGUUAAAUUAUAUUUCUCAUAAAACAGUGACAGUAUUACUUCAAUUUUUUACUUACAACUUAUUUAUUGUACCUGUUAUUAAUAAUUUAUUGUUAGUUGUGUUUUAAUAAUAGAAGAAAAAUGUCUGAGGUGAUUGUUGAAUCUCUAGGAGAGAAAGUGGCCAUGUUCAACCAACAUGCCAGUAAUCACCAAAGUAGUCAAUCUAAGAAUCCCUUUACUUCAGGUUUAAAUCUUGCAAAACCUACAUUCUCAAAAGAGGAAUAUGGCAGACCAGUUGCUGGAUCUCUUUCGGACAUAAGAGGCCGCAAAGCUUCAGCUCAUAUUUAUAAGGAAAUUUUGGAAUUGUGUGAAAUUAUCAAUCACGAUGGUACACCUUGUCGGGACCAUCCAGAUGUCAUAGCAAUAACUUUUGGCGAUCUCUUCAAUAUUUAUACAUACGUAAAUGACAAAGUCGUUGGACUCCUACUCAGGGCCAGAAAACAAAAACUCGUCGAAUUCGAAGGAGAAUGUUUGUUCCAGAGAAGAGAUGACAAUGUGCCAAUUUUUCUAACCAAACCCAUCAAGGAAAUCCGGGAAAUUUUCAGGCAAAGGUUGGAGGAAAUGGCAAAAGACGUGCCCAAAAGUUAAUAAAGAUUUCAAUUGUAAAAACUAAACUUUUUUUUGACAAAGCAUUCGCUUAAAGGAAUGUAUUAUGAGCUGACGAUGUCAUGGGACAAAAAAAUGUCGGAAAACUUUUUUAUAACGAAAAAAAAGAAGAUGACUGAAUUUUGAAAGGAAUGAAAGUAUUAGUUGUAAAUGUUGUGUAAAUAUUUAAUGAAAGUGUAAAAAUCGAUUGAUAUGUGAUAUAGAAUUUUAGCAAUAAGAAGUUGGUUUUAUAAAAGAGUAUCUUAAAUUAUAAAUUUUUAAGAUUACGGAUAUUAAUAAAGACAAAAAAUUAUCGCACAAUUUAUGUAUUGCUUUAAUAUUUACAAUGCGGCAUAUUUCUUGCACAGCAGCAGGUGUUAAUUAAUUCAUCAUCAAAACUUAAAAAGUAAUAUUUCACAGUGUUUGCAUUCGAUGAUAAAAAUAAGAAAUUAACAAUUUUUCUUUCGAUAAAAAAGAAGUUGAAUUGCAUUUUAGAAAAAUGCAAAAAAUGCAAACUUCAUUUGUUACAAAUGUAUAGGUAUAAUUUCUAUGUAGUAACUAGAUGAUAAUUACGGAAUUUUACAAUGGCAGUAUUAUUCAACUUUUUCUUUGGAUGAAAAUAGAAAGGAAAACAUUUCUGCUUUAUUGAUACUCAAAACAAUUUUUUUUAUCAUUCAAUUUGUAAUUUUACUUGAAACAAAAAUGUUUUGCCUUCUAUUUACAAUUUAAUAAUUAUAUAAUUAGGAUCACGAGACAUUUUAGAGAAUCGAUUUGAGGCAAUCAUUUUCAAAGACAUUUUUCGCUUAUCGUUUUUUUUUCGAUUUAAUAUAACGUUUUAUUCAGCUUUCUCCAUUGAGUAUCUUAUAGGUAACUCGAAGUCUUUGAAGGUAAAGAAUUGGUCUUUUAGAUAUAAAUGAUAUGCAUUGUUACAAGAAGAGAUAUGGUUCAAAAGAUCACCAAAAUGGAUAAAAAUUUUAAUUUAUUGGCAGGAUAUGUAUUAUUGCUUGAGAAAAAAUUAUGGCAUCGAAAGGUCAAUUUGUCGUUCGACCUGACUUUUAAUACAAACACCGUAAAUUUCGAUUUUCCUAAAUUUUUUAUACAAAGCUAUUUCCUACUCAUUCAAAAACA
Leptopilina heterotoma is the source of this 1842-nucleotide messenger RNA. RefSeq names its product actin-binding Rho-activating protein-like. Gene Ontology annotation, biological process: positive regulation of Rho protein signal transduction. The record is from RefSeq and is a predicted model, not a curated record. Gene Ontology annotation, molecular function: actin binding. The coding region runs from base 211 to 717 and encodes 168 amino acids. The transcript has 4 exons. NCBI's taxonomy places the organism in Eukaryota, Metazoa, Arthropoda, Insecta, Hymenoptera, Figitidae.